Messenger RNA from Pelobates fuscus (common spadefoot toad), 2821 nucleotides. It is a transcript of the gene CSNK1E, whose product is annotated as casein kinase 1 epsilon. The record is from RefSeq and is a predicted model, not a curated record. Lineage: Eukaryota; Metazoa; Chordata; Amphibia; Anura; Pelobatidae. Gene Ontology annotation, molecular function: ATP binding; protein serine/threonine kinase activity. Gene Ontology annotation, cellular component: nucleus; cytoplasm. The transcript has 11 exons. Bases 104 to 1354 code for a protein of 416 amino acids. Gene Ontology annotation, biological process: endocytosis; positive regulation of proteasomal ubiquitin-dependent protein catabolic process; peptidyl-serine phosphorylation.
UUGGCAGUCGGAUUCAAUGAGAGUAACAGAGUAGAUGCAGCUCACAAACUGAAGGGGGAAGGAGAGAGGCGAGAAGCGAGACACAGCCAUAGUAGGUAAAACAAUGGAGCUCCGAGUAGGAAACAAAUACCGGUUGGGCAGGAAGAUUGGCAGUGGCUCUUUUGGGGACAUCUACCUAGGUGCAAACAUUGCCACUGGUGAGGAGGUCGCCAUUAAACUGGAAUGUGUGAAGACCAAGCACCCCCAGCUACACAUUGAGAGCAAAUUCUACAAAAUGAUGCAGGGUGGAGUGGGGAUCCCAUCCAUCAAGUGGUGCGGGGCGGAGGGAGACUACAACGUGAUGGUGAUGGAGUUGUUGGGCCCCAGCUUGGAAGAUCUCUUUAAUUUCUGCUCACGCAAAUUCAGCUUGAAGACUGUACUUCUCCUUGCAGAUCAAAUGAUCAGCCGUAUAGAGUUUAUUCAUUCUAAGAACUUCAUUCACCGAGACGUUAAGCCCGAUAAUUUUCUAAUGGGGCUUGGCAAGAAAGGUAACCUGGUUUACAUCAUAGAUUUUGGCCUUGCGAAGAAAUAUCGUGAUGCUCGGACGCACCAACACAUCCCUUAUCGAGAAAACAAAAACCUAACUGGGACUGCUAGAUAUGCAUCUAUCAACACCCAUCUUGGUAUAGAGCAAAGCCGUCGUGAUGACUUGGAGAGUUUGGGGUAUGUGCUCAUGUAUUUUAACCUCGGAUCACUUCCAUGGCAAGGAUUAAAAGCUGCAACCAAACGGCAGAAGUAUGAACGGAUUAGUGAGAAGAAAAUGUCUACACCUAUCGAGGUUCUGUGCAAAGGCUACCCAACGGAAUUCUCAACGUAUCUACAUUUUUGCCGUUCCUUGCGAUUCGACGACAAACCUGAUUAUUCAUACUUGAGACAGUUAUUCCGGAAUCUCUUUCAUCGGCAAGGCUUUUCCUAUGAUUAUGUCUUCGACUGGAAUAUGCUUAAAUUUGGGGCAGCUCGAAACCCAGAGGAUCUUGACAGGGAGAGAAGAGAGCAUGACAGGGAGGAGCGAAUGGGGCAGCUAAGAGGCUCUGCCACCCGAGCAUUGCCACCUGGCCCACCGGCAGGUACAGCCCCCAACCGUUUGAGGAAUGGUGCAGAACCAGUAGCAUCCACGCCAGCCUCCAGAAUCCAGCAGAGUGGUAACACCUCUCCACGGGCUAUCUCACGGGUGGACAGAGAAAGGAAAGUUAGCAUGAGAUUACAUCGGGGGGCCCCAGCAAAUGUUUCUUCUUCUGAUCUGACAGGAAGACAAGAAGUGUCACGAAUUUCAGCGUCACAGGCCAGUGUACCGUUUGACCACCUUGGGAAAUGAGAGCUGCCACUGGACCAAUGUCUGCUUAGUGUCUUCACUGUAUUUUUAUUUUAUUUUUGUUUUUUUAAGACAUUUUUAUUUUAAAUAUUUUUUUUCUGCCAAUGAAGAGAGCCAAGCUCUAGGUGCUGGCUCUGGCGCAGAGAUAAGGAACGGAAUGCGUCCGAGAAGAGGGUAUAGGAAUACCAACUCGCCUCCCAAAACCAUACUGGCAGUCCAGGACAGCGGAUGUUCUUCCUGCUUUCUCUUAACCGAACACUACAUAUAGAGAUAAACUGUAUAUAUUUUCCUUUUUAUUUUUUAGCUUACCUCCCCACUUCCCCCCCACCCCCAAAACAUUAAAUAUCCUGGAGCAUAGAUUCCUCUAAUGUAAGCUUCUAGCUGUAUUUUCUACUCCUGACAUAAACGAUGGAAAAGAUUUAUCUGUUAAAGGAGUAUGGUCUGACCUUCCAGUACUUUGUGAUCAUCUAUAGCUUCUUUACGGCAAUCAAGCCAGAUUGGAUCUGUCACUCCAUCAUCCAUUCUCCUCAUUACUCUAUUUUGAAAAUGAAAAGAUGCAUGCAGUUUUUUCGUGGCUUGGCUCUCUUUGGAUAUGCAGGUCUGAAGAGCAGGAGAAAAGAUCUCAUUUAAUUUUCUAUUUUUUUUUCUCCCCCAUACUAAUCCACAGUGGAAGCCAAGCCUGUUUUUAUCAUCCACUAACUUUUUGAUACCCUGAAGAAGUUGGGGUUUCUGCAAAAGUGACGUGGGUUGCCUAAACAGCUGGUGACUCUAGCUGUUUGGCGGUUUUAGUUAUAGGUCAUACUGUAUUUUAGUAGUAGGAUUAUUGUUGGGUAUCUCCCACUGUGGCUGCUAGUGGUUUGUGGUUUAAUGCUUUUGAAACCUUUAAAAAAAGAAAAAAUAUAUAUAAAAAUCCACAGUUUGCUUUCCCCUUCAGUAAACAAAGACUUUAGGUUUCGAUGGCUGCUUUCUGACUUUCCUAAUGAAGACUGUGAAGGUGCACAAAAAAAGUUUUAUUAAGGAUUGUAUAAUAUAACAAAGGGUCAGGAGGGUCCUAGCUGGUGGGAUACUGAAUGUGGAAGCUUCCUUUUUGAUUCCAUGUCCUGGACAAUGCCCAUCCUGUACCACUAGAUGGCGACAUGUAAUUAGUUCUCUUAGAUACCCUCCAAACUGUUUCAAUAUUUAACACUUUAUUUUUGUUUUGUUUUUUCCUAAUUUAUUUACAAUAUAUCUUCUUUUUUUAUUUGUGGUAACUUUUAUUACUUUAUAAUUUUACAAAAACUGCAAAAAAAAUCCAUUGGGGGGGAUACGCAACUUUUUGGGGGGGUUUUUGUACUUGUGUAAAUAUAGACUUUUUUCAGCUUUAAUGUGUUUGUUAAUUUGAGGUAAUAAAGUAGAAAAUGAUAAAGUGAAAAAACUAGUGUCUGUUCAUUAUUCCUUUGUUAAUGUGGGGAUUAAUACUGACUUGUUAUG